This is a messenger RNA of Penaeus indicus, 2427 nucleotides long. RefSeq names its product MAM and LDL-receptor class A domain-containing protein 1-like. The transcript has 13 exons. The record is from RefSeq and is a predicted model, not a curated record. Gene Ontology annotation, cellular component: membrane. Lineage: Eukaryota; Metazoa; Arthropoda; Malacostraca; Decapoda; Penaeidae. The coding region runs from base 76 to 1692 and encodes 538 amino acids.
ACCUACCUGACGGAGGACGUGAACGACGCCCUCCAGAACGCUUCGAUCCCGGUCACCUUCAGGAGAACGAACCUCAUGAAGCACAAAGGUUCGACUCAAGGCCAGUGGGAGCAAGCGAGGGUCACGUUCUCGGCUAAAGGAGACUUCAGUGUGGCGUUCGAAGCUGUACCGAACCCGCGGUAUGCGAGGUACACCGGAUACGUCGCCGUGGAUGAUAUUACCUUCAAGGACGGACCGUGCGAGAACGAAUGCAUUUUUGACCUCAACUUCUGUGAGCUGACUAAUGAACCGAAUAACGAUGACUUCGACUGGUCUUUGGGUCGUGGGUCAGGGAAGACCAACACGGGACCGACGAGAGACCAGUCGUUUUAUAUCACCAACUCCGUUACUAGUGGUCAGGUCUUGUAUGUUCCAACGACGAACGCAGACAACAUCCGGGAACUUUGGAAGCAAGAAGGUUCAUCACUCGGUCCUGACUAUUGGUACCCCUGCCAGGUGACGGUCUCCUCGGCGGAAAAUUUCAACUUGAUUUUCGAAGCUUCAAUCGGAUCCCAGGGCGCGGGGGACAUCGCUCUCGACACCAUCACGUAUUCGCCGGGGCCCUGUCCGCGACAGCCUUCGUUGUCCUCGCGCUCUUGGGGAGACUGCAACUUCAUGGAAAACACGUGCGGAUGGCAAAUUCCUUAUUUCCCAGAUGAAGUUUGCUCGAUGCUGGCCCGUGUUUCAGAGAGCAUUGAGAAUCCUCCUGGUCAUACCGAGAGCGAUUUCGACAACAGAGAUUCAUACAUCCAGUUCGACUUAAAUUGUUACCAACAACAACCACGCCAUUCUGUGUCCCUUACCUUCGAAGACGUCAAUAUUGCCAGCGAAAUGUGUCUGUCAUUUUGGGUUUUCAUGUAUGCAAGAGUCCAGUCAGUGAGCAAGAUCGGUUCUCUUAGUGUGGUGUUGAUUACCGCCAGUGGCAAUGAAACCCUGUGGAGGCUGGAAAACGAACAGCAUGCUAACUGGAUGUAUGCACAGGUGACCAUCCCUGCAGUGGGCAUGGGCACUGUGGCAUUCCAGGGCACCAAGGCAACUUCCCUGAUUGGCAUGAUUGGCAUAGAUGACAUCACCGUCUUCAACUCUGCUUGUGAGGUGUUGCCAGAACAGGCGCGCGUGGAGGCUGCUGACUGCUCCUUCGACCAGGACCUCUGCGGCUGGACUGCACAGAACGAGAACCCGGCGACUAGGCCCUCUGAGAUGUGGCGUUUGGCGACGAGGGACGUGGGAUCCGUCGGUAGCCUGAUUGACCAUACGUUUGGUGCCGACGGAGGCGGUUACGUGUACCUCGAUGUCUUUAACACCGACGUCGUGAGCUGGCUGAGGAGUCCCAAUAACCUCGAGAGAAACGCGACGUACUGCCUCUCCUUCUAUUUCGCUGCUCUGUUCCCGGACGCCAGGGAUGAGCUCACCGUUGUGAAAGACCUGGUGAGCACACAGGAGCGGGUGUGGCAGGUGAGCGGCGAUUCCGUGAGAUUCGAGGACAGCAAGUGGUACAAAGGACAGGUGGAACUGGAGGCGGUGGAGGACGGCUUCACGCUAUUCUUCGAGGGCAAAGUAAGUCGAGGAGGAUGGGCGCUCGAUGACCUGAGGCUGAGCAAGACAAGGACUUCCUGUAGGCUGGCACCGGAUUUCGCAGUUCAGACGCCAUGAAUUGGGCAUCGCUGACCUUUCUGUGACCAGUUGUUCCUGACGAGGGUGGCCCUUUUUCCUUUGUGGGUACUGAUGUUAUAAUUAGCAUAUAUAUUUUUCUUCUUCUUCUUCUUCUUAUUGGUUAAACAUUUGAAAAAAUUAUCAUAUAUUUUUGUUGCAAGUGGGUACACAUUUUAGUAGAAGAUGCAGUAUCCGAAUGUUUGUUUGUUUGUUUUUUUUUCUUGUUUUUACGAAAUUUGCUUAUUUUAUCCUUCAUUAUAAUUCUUUGAAAGAUCGCGUUUCCUCUAUAUUACAAAUUGUAUACAUAUUUCCAUACAUAUAACCAACAUAGUAAUGUAUUGCUUUAACUGGUUGUUUGUUCAAUGUAUUAAUCUAUUGUUUAUGAAAAAUGUGGUACAGUGUGAUCUCCUUAUUAAGUGCAGUUGAUUUAGUGGGUUUGAUAUAAAAGAGGAAGGAGAAAUCAUUAAUUGAUACAGAGGCUAUGAGCCAAUGCUUUCAACUAAAUGACCUUUGAUUUUGCUAAAAGCUAACAUAUAUUAAUAUUUAACCAAAGGCAUUUAUAAGUAGGAUAUUAAAAAACUGUUCCAAUAACUACAAUGCAAUUGCUGUUGUUUCUUUAUACAGCUAAUUGAUAGUAAAAAAAAAUAAUAAUAACAAUAAAGUGGCUUGAGGAAAUUUCGAGUUAAUUAAAACAUGUUAGUGGAGGCUCCAAAUUCAUUGGCGACUAUUGCUGCA